UUCUAUUCUGUUCUAUUCUGUUCUUUCUUUUAUUUUCCACUUUCUCUUUAGUUUUCCUCUUCGUCCUCUCAUUUACUUUUCCUUCUUCUCUCUCCUCCCAUUCCUUCUCUUUAUCUUGGUAUUGCUUUUCUUCCAAUAUUUAUGCUCUUGUUUGAGUCACUGUAUAUACUUGGGUUAAGAAGUUUGAUGACGGCCUCAGAAACGGCCAGUGGCAGGAGAUGGAUGAUCCUAGUGGUCGAGCUAUAUUUGAUAUGUACUCCCGUGGGACCAGGUAUCAUAGACCAGAAAGGCCAUCUCUUUCUUCAUUCACGCUUGUUAUCCCGCUCCACUGCAAUUUCGCCGGCACUUUCCUCUUGAUAACGGGCACCCACAGGGUGUCAUACAGACUCGGCCCACCGUUCGCAGCCUUGCUCCCAGGCGCCAAGCUGC
Chaetomium strumarium is the source of this 429-nucleotide messenger RNA. RefSeq lists its product as uncharacterized. Lineage: Eukaryota; Fungi; Ascomycota; Sordariomycetes; Sordariales; Chaetomiaceae. The record is from RefSeq and is a predicted model, not a curated record. Bases 142 to 357 code for a protein of 71 amino acids. The transcript has a single exon.